AUCCAUAUCACUCACCAUGGGCGUCCUUCGUCUUCCUCGUCCUACUGGCAUCUACGUGCCCAGUUCUCCCACUCGCACCCUUACUGCCGACAUGAUCUCCCCGCCUCUCUCCCCCAGCUUCAACUUUGACUCGGAGACCGUUACUCCCUCGGUCAUCCCUGCCCUCGAGUACAUCUCCUCCAAGCUGCAACAGAAGAUGAUGCAUGUCACCUUGCUGGUGGGCCGUGGAAAGCCCUAUCCCACCGGCCAGACCUCCGAUCUCAUGGUCAUCCCCAUCACCCAGCUGGACCCUCAAUCUCAAGCAUGGCGAACCCUCCACCGCACCAUCGCCAAGGGAGCGAGGAAGUUCUCCCUGGGCCAGAGCUGGGCUGAUGCCCUGACCCGCAGUCAGCACGAGCGACACGCCAACGAGUACCUCAUCCAGCAAUCCAUCCUCCAGAACGAGGUCAUCUUCAGCAGCGAGGGCUUGACCCUGCUCAACGUGGACCGCAUCUACACCUUCAAACGCAGACUCUGCAUCCUAUCCAACCGCGACCAUGCACCCCAAGACGCAUACAUCUCCUCCUGCGUCACCCUCCUUCACCGCACCAUCCUCGACUUCCAGGGCCGUCCCUUCAGCAAGGCCUUCUUCCACCGCGUCUACGAACAGCUCGACGUCCGCGAUGACCUCCUCGCCUGCGUGGCGGCAGAAUACAAACUCCAACACGGGCAAGAAGGCAUCGUGCUACCCCCGCGCCCCAGGGCAGAAAUGCAUGUGCGGAAAUCCCCGAUUCGGGCAACUCGCGUACGCCGACAGCAGCCCCCUCCGCCGAAAUUCAUCGGGGGACCGACAAAGCGAGGGCCCAAGACGCCCCUGUCGGCAUCGGAUGUGACGCCUAUCACGAGGAAUGAGUGGAAUAUCCUGGUCGGGUCUGAGUUGCACAAGAUGCAGCCGACUGUUACCAAGUGGACGCCGUCUCCGACUGUCUAUGCGAUUGCGUGAACUGUUUGAUGUUAUAUGGCAUAUGAUAUAUGAUAUAUGAUUAAAAAAAAUCCAGCAGAGUCUGUGAUUACACUACGCCACGGUCGUCCCGACAUGAG
Molecule: messenger RNA, 1080 nt
Organism: Aspergillus wentii DTO 134E9
Lineage: Eukaryota; Fungi; Ascomycota; Eurotiomycetes; Eurotiales; Aspergillaceae
Exons: 1
Coding region: 17-982 (321 amino acids)
Source: RefSeq, a predicted model, not a curated record